AUGGAUCCAAAAUCAAUAUCCACUUUAACUGACCAGCAGGAUUCAGAUAAAGUGGAUAUUGAUUCAAUUGAUUCAAUUGGUUCAGAGAUCGACAGAAUCAUUCGCAACUUCAAGAAGGACUCACCCAGCAGGAAAACACGUCAAUAUCUCGAAGAUCGUAAAACAACUUUAGAACAGUUAUUAGCUGACUUCAAGGCUAAUGAUGAGCGACUACAACAAGCCGAUGUACUAGCAAGAACAUCGGAAUAUUUCACACAAGAUUACGGCAUGGUAAUCAUAAAUUUGGGUAACAAAUAUAUCACCACAAUAACUCAAGAGCUGGAAGCAUUACCCCUUAAGGCUCAACCAUCAACAAUAAAGGGGUUGGACCUUCAGAUAAAUAAUGAUGUUGAAGCUCCUGAAAUAGUAUUACCUACUGGUGGUCAAGAGAAUGAAAUUAUUCAGGCAUUAGUCAACAGACGAAAUGCAGUGUGUAAAUCAAUCAAUCGUCUCAUCCACAAUGUGAGACAAGAUAACCAGCAACAGGUACCACAAUAUUUUGCAGUAAAAUUAGCUACGCUUACCAAGUUAUGGGAUCAGGCUGAAGGUUUAAAUUUUACUAUUCAGGAACGGCAAGACAACCCUCCUGAUUGCAAUCAUUAUCUAGCACUGGAACAGUUGGUGCAAGAUACAAUGGUGGAAUGGACUAGUAAGUCGACCAAGAUUGAGACAUCAAUUAGGUCAACUUAUCAACCAUCGGCUACUUUGCCAACAAUAUCUCUUCUAAAGUUCAGUGGAGAUUAUUUGAGUUGGCGACAAUUCAGUGAUCUGUUUGCACAACUGAUACACAAUCAAAGAAUAUCAGACUCACAGAAACUCUGGUAUUUGAAAACCAAUAUUCAAGGCGAAGCUGAAGCACUCAUCAAGCAUUUGCAAAUAUCAGAUGCAAAUUAUGAGACUGCAUGGCAAUUACUACAAAGUAGAUAUGAGAAUAAAAGAGUUCUAGUAUCAGCAGUUUUGCAACGUUUGACAGCUGAAAACUCUUUAUAUGACCAUCCAACAGUCCAAGCCAUUAAAAAUAUGCAUGACACAACAAAGGAAAGUCUAUGUGAACUUCAUAAUUUAAAUAUUGAAACAUCAACUUGGGAUCCAAUUUUAGUUCACAUACUACUAAAAAAGUUGGAUAAAAAUACACAUUGCAGUUUUGAACAAACUCUUACUAACCCAAGGGAGAUGCCCACAAUAAAACAAUUCUUAGAAUUUUUAGAAUUGAAAUUUCAGUCACUUGAGGCUAUAGGUCUACGAGACAAUGCAGUAUAUAAACCCAACAAAAGGAUAGCCGUAACUAUGGUUUGUUCAGAUCUAUGUAAAGUUUGUAACACAGAUAAACAUCCGAUCUACUAUUGCAAAAAAUUCAUUGAAAUGACUCCUCCUGAACGAUUAAAUUGGAUUCAACGACAAAAACUAUGUGUGAAUUGUUUCAAAUCCGAUCAUAAAGCAAAGGUUUGUGAAGCUGGAUCAUCAACAACUAAUGCAAAGGGUACUCGUAAUUACGUUCUGCUAGCCACUGCAAAGGUGCGCAUUAUUGCAAACAAUGGACGAACGUGUGAUGUUCGUGCCAUACUCGACUCAGGUUCUCAAGUGAACCUAGUAACCCAAAGAGUAAUCAACAAGUUAUCUUUAAUUACCACAAAUUCAAAUCUAUCGAUCGAAGGUAUUGGCCGUCAAUUCGGGAACUCAAAAUCUCGCGUAAAUGUUGAACUGCAGGCUACUAAUGGAAGCUUCAGGACGAGACUAGAGGCAUUUGUAUUGCCACAGAAAAUAUCAGCACAACCGUCACGAGACCUAGAUAUUUCGGAUUGGCAGAUCCCACAGAAUGUAGAAUUAGCAGACCCCAGCUUUAACAGAUCUGGAAGAAUUGACAUGCUGAUUGGUGCUGAAUUCUUUCAUACUCUACUUCAACCAGAACAAUUGAUAAUAGGAAAGAAUUCGCCACUGUUACAAAAUUCGGUUCUAGGUUGGUUGAUGGUUGGUAAGACUAAAACUACAACAGAUAUUAAACCAACAUGCGCUAUUACUACAGGAGAAGUUGGUGAAAUGUCAGAAAUGAUAGAACGAUUUUGGAAGUUAGAUAACAUUGAGACUGCAGAAAGGGUUUUGACUUUAUCUGAGAAAUGGUGUGAAAAUCACUUUACAAAUCAUGUAAAGACAAAUCACGAUGGUCGUUUCAUUGUACGCUUACCUUUCCGCGAAGAUCCCACAACACUUGGUAGAUCGCGUGAGAUAGCAUUCAAUCGAUUUUGUUCUCUGGAAAGGAAGUUACAAAGGGACCCAAAUUUAUACAAGGAGUACAUAAAGUUCAUGGAUGACUACGAGUCAUUAGGUCACAUGGAAAAGGUUUGCCCGAAAGAUGUCAAAGGAGCACAAUAUUUCAUUCCUCAUCAUUGUGUCUUGAAACCUGACAGCACUACAACCAAAUUGAGAGUUGUCUUUUAUGCAUCAGCAAAAACAUCAAGCGGUUUAGCACUAAACGAUAUUUUGCACAAAGGUCCAACAGUGCAAAGUGAUCUUUUUUCAAUACUGUUGCGUUUUAGAAUACACCGGUUUGUAUUUACGGCUGAUAUUGAGAAAAUGUACCGGCAAAUUCAAGUACAUGAUGAAGAUACAGCACAGCAGCUGACAAUCUGGAGAAAAAGUGCUGAUGAUAGUAUACAAUAUUACCGACUAAAAACGGUUACAUAUGGAACGAAGUCAGCCCCUUAUCUUGCAACAAAAUGUCUUCAACACCUUGCGAAACAUAAUAUGACCAACUAUCCGCUUGGAGCACCUGCAUUACUUAAUGAUUUUUAUGUAGAUGACUGUUUAAGCGGAACUAACAGCAUCAUUACCGCCUUAGACACUCAACAACAACUUACGGAACUGCUCAGUAAAUCAGGAUUUAAGCUGAGGAAAUGGUGCUCAAAUAAUACACGACUCCUACAAAACAUUCCGAUAGAAGACCAAGAAAUCAACCUUGAUUUAGAUGACUCAGCCAUAAAGCCAACAAAAACAUUAGGCAUUAUUUGGCUCCCGAAAUCAGACGAAUUUUGCGGAAAGGCAGAGAUGUCAUCAGAGCAACCUAUCACGAAGCGGAUUGUGGCAUCGGACUUAGCUCGAAUUUUUGAUCCUUUGGGAAUUUUUGGCCCCAUUACUGUAACAGCUAAAAUAUUCAUGCAGGAAUUGUGGCAACAAAACUAUUCCUGGGAUGCGGAACUGUUACCUCAGGCUCAGCUAGAAUGGAAGCGUUUUAGAAAUGACUUACAAACAUUAAAUACUGUGAAAGUACCCAGACAUAUUUUUAAUUCGACGGUUCCCUGUUCGAUUCAAUUACACGUGUUUACGGAUGCAUCAGAGAAGGCAUAUGGAGCAGCUAUGUACGUGCGAGCAAUAUAUAAUGAUAAGACAAUAACAUCGAGACUAUUGUGCGCCAAAUCUAGAAUAACACCAUUAAAGAAACAGACACUUCCACGACUAGAACUCUGCGCAGCAUUGCUGGGAGUCGAAUUAGCAGAAAGAGUUAAACAAGAUUUAAAGUAUCAAAACGUGCCAACCUACUUUUGGUCCGAUUCCGAAAUUGUUUUGUCAUGGAUACUAUCUUCAUCUGCCUCAUUGCACACAUUCGUAGCAAAUCGUAUUAGCAAAAUUCAAGAGAUGUCACUUGCUGAUCAAUGGCAUCAUGUGGCGUCAAAGGAUAAUCCUGCUGACAUCAUUUCCAGAGGAAUGAAAGUUAAAAUGUUCAAUUAUUCACAUAUAUGGUUUUUUGGUCCACUCUUCCUUCAUGGAGGCAACGAAUUUUGGCAACAGCCAAACCCAAAGGCAUUUAACAUCUCAACCGAUAUCGAAAGACGACAAGGACAUACAGUUAACAUUAUCAUUCAAACAACUGGUUCUGAUCACAUGAUAAAUCAAAUUGAUCAUCGAAACUCAUUCAGAUACCUCCAAAGAACAAUUGGUUAUGUUCGCCGUGUAUUUCAUCGCACACAAUCACCAACAAGAACACUUUCUCCAAAGGAAUUACGAGAUGCAUUAGUCUUCAUAAUUAAAACUAUUCAGGGCUCAGAAUUUGCAAAGGAAAUCUCUGACUUAAAACAAUGUAAAGCAAUCAACAGUUCGAGUCAACUAAAUAUUUUAGCACCGUUCAUUGACGAACAAGGUGUACUUCGUGUUGGAGGAAGGCUUGAAGCAUCAACAUUGCCAUAUGAUGCUAAACACCCAAUGGUAAUUCCUUACAAUCACUCAAUAGUGAAAUUGAUGUUCAAAAUGAAACAUGAAGAAAAUUCCCAUUGUGCCCCACAAUUAUUGCUAAGCACAAUGAGACAAAACUUCUGGCCGAUUAAAGGAAAGAUUAUGGCGCGAAACAUUGUUCACACCUGUGUCAUCUGUUCAAAGGCAAAACCAAAACUGAUUGACCAACUCAUGGGCAAUUUACCGACUGAUCGAGUUACUCUGACUAAACCAUUUUUUACCACAGGAGUUGAUUACUGUGGUCCGAUAUGGAUUCAUUAUAAAAUUAGAGGAAAAAGGCCAACAAAGGCAUAUUUAGCAGUAUUUUGCUGUUUCGCGACUAAGGCUGUUCACCUAGAAGUGGUGAGUGACCUGACAACAGAGGCAUUCAUAGCCGCUAUUCAACGUUUUAUCAGCAGAAGAGGAAGAUGCCAAACAAUUUAUAGUGACAAUGCGACUAACUUUGUUGGGGCGAGAAACCAACUACAAGAGCUCCAGUCUACCACUUAUUCAGAAAAUGGUAAAGAAAAGAUCAUUAAGACCAGUAGUAACAAGGGAAUUGACUUCAAAUUCAUUCCACCAAGAGCUCCUCAUUUUGGAGGACUCUGGGAAGCUGCCGUCAAGUCAGCUAAACAUUUAAUGAUUAAAGGAAUUUUCAACGCUUCAUUGACUUAUGAAGAAUUGACAACAGUCAUAACUGAAAUAGAAGCCAUGUUAAAUUCAAGGCCAAUAACAAAAAUGUCAUCCGAUCCAAAUGAUCUAACAGCGCUUACACCAGGACACUUUCUCAUAGGCGAACCACUUACCACUAAUGUGGAUCCCUAUCAAAAGGAGAGCCGAAUGAGUUUAUCAUCACGAUGGCGUCUAGUUUCUGAACUCAAACAAGAAUUCUGGAGAAGAUGGUCAAAGGAAUAUCUCAAUGAACUCCAAUCAAGGUACAAAUGGAAACAACAAAAGGCAAAUCUAUGCCAAGAACAAUCAAUUUUAGAAGAAAAAUCUGUGAAUCAUAAUGCAUAUUAA
This is a messenger RNA of Teleopsis dalmanni, 5262 nucleotides long. RefSeq lists its product as uncharacterized. Gene Ontology annotation, molecular function: nucleic acid binding. Lineage: Eukaryota; Metazoa; Arthropoda; Insecta; Diptera; Diopsidae. Bases 1 to 5262 code for a protein of 1753 amino acids. The record is from RefSeq and is a predicted model, not a curated record. Gene Ontology annotation, biological process: DNA integration. The transcript has 3 exons.